Molecule: messenger RNA, 447 nt
Organism: Cylindrotheca closterium
Lineage: Eukaryota; Bacillariophyta; Bacillariophyceae; Bacillariales; Bacillariaceae
Source: the annotation of a GenBank genome assembly
AUGAACUUAAAAUCAAAUCACAACACCAACAGGUACAUCAGGGACACUCCGGCACUGAAGACACCCCGGUUUGAAAUUCCACCCAUUGUGAAUGAGACUGCAAAGAAGUCCUUGUUUUUUGCAUCCAAGUACGAGGGAACAGAAGGCUAUUUUGGAGAGUUAAAGAAACACCGAUUUCUCAUUAGCCCUCCUGGCAACGGUCUUGAUACGCAUUCAACGUGGGAAGCGCUUUUAUGUGGUUGUGUACCAAUUGUUCCGCAUUCUGCUCUGGAUCCUGUGUAUGAAGAUCUGCCUGUAUGGCUUGUCAACAGCUGGGACGAAGUCACGGAUGCGAGUGUGAAAGAGAAAGAAGAGUACUUCAAGAAGAAUGCCAACACAUACAAGUGGGAGAAGCUCUAUCGGUCGUACUGGGAAGAAAGGAUAUAUGAUGGUCUCUGUACAGUCUAA